Messenger RNA from Saprolegnia parasitica CBS 223.65, 942 nucleotides. RefSeq names its product serine/threonine protein kinase. NCBI's taxonomy places the organism in Eukaryota, Oomycota, Saprolegniomycetes, Saprolegniales, Saprolegniaceae. Gene Ontology annotation, molecular function: ATP binding; protein kinase activity. The record is from RefSeq and is a predicted model, not a curated record. Gene Ontology annotation, biological process: protein phosphorylation. Bases 1 to 942 code for a protein of 313 amino acids. The transcript has 3 exons.
AUGUGCUUCUUCUGCAAGUGCAAGUGUCCCGCUGCCGACCAAGCGGGCUGUCGCACCCGGCAAUUCCUCGCUGGUGUGAAUGACGCCAUCGCGACAGCAUCGUACACGCCCAUGUCUUCGCCAAAGCAGUCGACACAAGUGCCCAUGGUCUCGUCCAACGAGCUCGACGAGCUCGAGUCGCUCGGGGCCAGUUUGAGCUGCGUCACCGCCAAAGGCGUCUAUCGCAGCCGCGACGUACUCGUCAAGACGUUUCGCUUCUUUGGCCACAUCGACGACUUUGGCCGUCACGUGCAGACCUAUUACCAGCUGCGAUCGCCGUACCUUGUCUCGCUGCUCGCGGUGGCAGACGUCGCAUCGGCCCGCCCCAAGCUCAUUUUCGAGUACAUGGACGGUGGCAGUCUCCGUGACUACGUCUCGUCACGCAAGAACACGAUGCCCCCCGUGACGAUCGCACUCGCCGUCGCCAAGGGCCUCGAGCAUCUGCACCGCCACCGCGUCGCACAUGGUCGCUUGCAUUUGCACAACAUCCUCAUCGCGACCGACGGCCGCAUCAAGCUCGCCGAAGUUGGCUUGUCCUAUGAGGCAGCACUUCGCGAGAGCUUACCGCGGGUAGCAAGAAUACUAAAACUGACGAUACACGAUCCCCCACGGCCGCCCCGCAACUACUGGAUGGCCCCCAAGGCUCGCCAUUCCAAGGCUGCAGCCACCGCCGCCGCCGACAUCUUUUCGUUUGGCGUCAUGAUGAUCGAGCUAAUGUGGUUUGCAACCCAUGGCAACAUGGACUUCUUUGGCAAAGCCAUGCUGCAUGUCCACGCUGGCACGGCGACAACCGACCUCCUCGAGGUACCCGACGACGGGUACCAUGCCCUCGCCCUUCGGUGCGUUGCACACGACCCCUCGACGCGACCAACUGCCGCGGAGAUAGUACAGCUCCUCCAAUAG